CCUGCUAUAAGGGCUGCUAUUCAAUGUUGACUUUCUGUACCAGGCUUGAGUUAGAGAAUCAGGAUGGAGCCACCCUCGACCACUGCCAGGGGGCGCUGUUUCCUGCUCAAUCUGCUUCUAUUCUAUGUCUAUCAAGGAGGCUGAGCUUGAUGGGUCCCUGCAGCUGGAUUCUCCUAUUUGAAGCCUCCGGGGAGAAGACCUUGUGUGUGUGUUUGUGUAAAGGUGUUUUUGUGUAAGUGUGUGUGUUUUCUGCUCAGCCUUUUUACCCUGCAGCUGCCACAGAGUUCAGGGCUCUUACUUGCUGUUCCAGAGAUUGUGAUCUGCAAACCACUGGCUUCCAGUUGAAAUGGAGCAAUAUGUGCUUCUGGACCCAUGGCAGAGAGCCUUGUAUCGGGACGUCAUGCAAGAAAGCUAUGAGAUGCUGAUGGCACUUGAAUUUCCACUGUCCAAGACUGACUUACUAUCCCAGCUGGAAAGAGGAAAUGAAGCAACGUUUGACCUGCAAGCACCAGGAAAUCUCCCUCCAGUUACUGCAUUAGUAAAUGAGAAUAUAGAAGAUGAGAAUUCUGUGCAGGAUGUUGCCAAAGAGGAAAAGUCUGCUGCCGAAGCCUCCCAGAGUCCCACAAGUGAAGCCGCAAGCAGCAAGACCCAAGCUGAGAUCCCCCCACUUCCUCAUCCUUCGUCGUCUCCAUUGCUCACUCUGAACCCCAACAUCUGCUGCAAAUGUGGCAAAACCUUCAGUCACAAGUCAGCUUUAGUGAAACACCAGAAGAUCCACACAGGAGAGAAACCCUACGAGUGCAAGGAAUGUGGGAAGAGCUUCAUUCAGCGCUCAGAUUUGACCAUUCACCAAAGAACCCACACAGGGGAGCGGCCGUAUCAGUGUCCAGACUGCGGAAAGCGUUUCAGUGUCAGCUCCACCCUACUGACCCAUCAGCGUAUCCAUGCACCAGGAGGCGAAAAGCCCAACCGCUGCCCUGAGUGUGGAAAGUGCUUCAGUGACUCAUCAGCCCUGGAGCGGCAUUGCAAGAGCCAUGCUGGAGGGAACCCGCAUGAGUGUGUGGACUGUGGGAAAUGCUUUGCAUGGAGCUCCCACCUUGAGCGACACCGGCGGAUCCACACGGGGGAGAAACCAUACAAGUGCCACGGGUGCGGACGGGCCUUUGCAUGGAGCUCACACCUAGAACGGCACAUGCGGACUCACGCCACGUCAGUGCUGCCAGAGGAGGCACCCCCCUCAAAGUGUGCCGACUGUGGCAAGCGGGUCAAUCACAUUACCCAUCCCGAACGUUUUAAACACAAGAGCACUCAGACCCCUCUGGAGCAUGAGGACAUGGUCGAAGAGACAAAAAUGGAGCAGCCCCUUCACCAGUGCACACUGUGUGAGAAAAGCUUUAACCAGCAUUCAAGCUUAGUCGAGAACCAGUGCAUUCACGCUGGGAAAAAGCCAUACCAGUGCAUAGAGUGUGGUCUCCAAUUUAGCUGGUCCUCUGCCCUCCUCAAGCACCAACGCAGUGCUCACAAUAAGAGGAGGACUUACUCCUGCUCAAUAUGUGCCCGGGUUUAUAGAAAUCCCACUUCCUUGGCCAAGCACCAGCUCACCCAUGCCAGAGGGAAACCCCACCAGUGUUCUGUCUAUGACAAAAGUUUAGAGCGCAGUUCUCAAUUGGAGCAAGAUAAGCGAAUCCACACUGGGAAGAAACCUUACACGGGUGCAAAUUGUAUCCAGGGUCCAAAACAGAUCCACAAUGAAGCCUGGCCCCAUGGUUGUGGAGAGUGUGGCAAAAGCUUUCCUUUAAGCACUACCUUGGCCGCACACCGAGUUUUCCAUGACUCCAAGCCUUACCAGUGUCCUGAAUGCGGGAAAGGAUUUAGUACCACGGUUGUGCUGGAGCGUCAUCGCCGACUGCAUCGUGGUGAGAAGCCCUAUCAGUGUGACAUUUGUGGCAAGGGCUUUGCCUGGAGUUCACACUUCAACCGGCACCAACUCUCGCACACAGGAGAGAAGCCCUUCCCUUGUGCCUACUGUGAGAAACGCUUUGGGCGUAGCUUCCACCGCAACCGGCACCAACGUACCCACACUGUCCCGGCCAAAGGCCAAGAUCAGCCACAGAAUGACAAAGAAGGCGGCAGUAUUUUACUGACAAACACAGCUCCCAGCUGGUGGAAGGAAGGGGAAGGAGAGGAAAGGCCCUUAAUGGAGCAUCAGGAGGUCUGGCCACCCACCUUGGAUUCAACCAGCCCUUUCCAGUGGACAGCCAAGUCUCCUGGCGAUGCAUGGAGGACCAUAGGAGGAAGCGCCCUUGAGCAGGCGCCUGAGAGUUUGACAGAUUCUACAGAAAGUUGGACUCACCUCUCUUCUGUAGUGCCCCUCACUGCUCACUUCCCUUGACUUCCCCUUUUCUUUCAUGGCCAUCUUACACUUUUCAUUAAUUCCAGACACACAUCCCUCCUCCUGGGACAAGAAGAAAGGGCAACCUUUUCCUCUCUUCCAAAUGCGGCUUUCUGAUCCUUUUCUGGGUGUUGCUGCUAUAGCUCCUAAAAUUGCCGAAGCUCAUAUCGUAUGUUGAGGCCAAAAACACAACAGAAAGAAAAAGAGGUGCUAUGGAUCACUGGUGGCACAGUGUGUUAAAGCACUGAGCUGCUGAACUUGCGGACCAAAAAAAAGGCUCCAGGUUCAAAUCCCGGGAGCGGAAUGAGCGCCCGCUGUUAGCCCCAGCUCCUGCCAACCUAGCAGUUCGAAAACAUGAAAAUGGGAGUAGAUCAAUAGGUACCGCUCCAGCAGGAAGGUAACGGCGCUCCAUGCAGUCAUGCCGGCCACAUGACCUUGCAGGUGUCUACGGACAACGCCGGCUCUUCGGCUUAGAAAUGGAGAUGAGCACCAAUCCCCAGUCGGUCGCGACUGGACUUAACGUCAGGGGGAAACCUUUACCUUUUAUGGAUCACAAGCGAGUACUAUCAACAUGGAGCUUGUUUUUAGGAGUAAAAAUCACAUUUUAAGUAAUAGAAGUCACAGGUGAAGAGCAGAAGUGGAUUUUUCAUAGUCACAGGGUGUUUAUGCAUCAAGAAUGAACUUGGGGGGGGGGGGAAAUCCAGAUUACAAUGUAUAGUAUCUCUCAGCCAGCCUUUUUGUACCUUUUUGGUCACACAGGCUUAGGAAUUCUGUGAAUAGUAGGCCCACUAUCACCACUGAAAAAUAAUUUCUUUGGGAGGGACCAAAUGAAUUAAAACACUAUUAAACACUGUAAAAUGUUUUACCAUUUUUAUCUAUAAAGGGAGUUUCCUGAUAGCUUCAAUUCCCCACAACAGUGAGGUAGACUAAAGUUAUUUCCAUUAUAUACACAUGAAGUUGAGCAAGAUGCAUCCACAGCAAGUUGGAGGACCUAGAAAUUCUCAGAUGUUCUCAGACUUUUGUUUAAUUUGAAGGUUUUCAUUUUUAUGGUUGUUCUCUGCCCCUAAUCCCUAUGAAAAUGGAGGGCUAACUGUAAUAUACUCAGUUCUGUAGCCUUGUUCACACGUGAAUCCAAAUUUUACAUUGAUCUUAGAUUUAGCAGGAGACUGGCUUGAUGAGCAUCAUCCAUGUUCACAGAUCAAUUCUAUGUAUGUUUUCUGGACAUUAAUGGGUUUUAGGGGGAGAAAUGUACAUGAACAACAGGAAGAUGUGGCCUUACAAAAUAAUAAGCAUUGCAGUUUACUGACUUGUGCAUAUUUAUAAUCUAUUUACCAAUAGUUGUCCUCUCCGCCAAAGGAACUCAUAUAUAGAUCAACAGUUCAGAAUCUAACAUCCCCAGAUACUAUUGCAACCCUUACUAUCCCCAUCUGGCUUGUGAAAUGGUCUAGGAGAUGUCAUCCAACACCUGAUGGUCCAAAGUUGGAAUCACUGCUGUACAGUUCCUCUUAUUUGGCAGCAUGUUUGAUUCACUUUCCAAAUGUGUCACUCACCUUACUUUGUACCAUGUGUAGCCUGAUUCUUCACACAUAAGGUUCUACAUUGGAGCAUCGCUUUGCUUGCACAGGUCCACCUCUUCACAUGCAUCCAACAGCUGUCAACCCUCAGAAGAGCUGCUAAUGUUGCUUAUUAUUGGGAAGUUUUAAUUACUGCCAAGUUGACUUCAACUGGGCUGUUGUGAGGUGAUAACCUCUGAGGAUGCCUGCCAUAGAUGUGGGCGAAAUGUCAGGAGAGGAUACUUUUGGAACAUGGCCAUACAGCCCGGAAAACAUACAACCCUGUGGUCCUGGCCAUGGAAGCCUUCAACAACACAUUGACUUCAAUUUAUGCUAAUCCUGUGAAUGAGACACCUUCAAAUCACCCUCUCAAGAGCGUUGCUAAGGUCUUGCAGACUCAGGACCUUCUUUGAUGGAGUCCACCCACCUGUAAUGCAGUCUUCCCCUUUUCCUACUGCCUUCUACCUUGCCAAGCAUCAUUGGCUUUCUAGUGAAUCAAACGUCGUCAUCAUGAUAAUCUGAUGUUAGUGACCCAUUCCUUUUUUUAAAGAGCAAGCCAUAGUUUUUUCAUAGCCUACACAACCAAAAAACUUAGCUAUCAUCUAGUCAGGUUGCUUUUCUUCUGAAGUUCUUUGGUGCACUCCAUUAUCCAACAUAUGCUUGCAGUAUGUGGGAAAUAGAGGGAUGCAGUUCAGACUGUGAAGUUGCACUUUUACUCAGCUAGAGAAAGGGUACAUUCAAAGGUGCAAGUAGGCAACCCUUUUCCUUUCCCCAGGAGUCCAGAUCAGCUGUAUCUUCAUCAUCUAAGGAUGCAUCUGCACUGAUGAAUUAAUGAAGUUUGGCACCACUUUAACUGCCAUAGCUCAAUGUUCUGGAAUCAUGGGAGUUGUCAUUAGAUGAAUCACCAGCACUAUUUGGGGAAGGACUAAAGAGCUUGUAAAACUACAGGUCUCAUGAUUCCAUAGCAUUAUGCUAUGGCAGAUAGUGAUGUUGAACUACAUUAUUUGUACAGUGUAAACACAUCCUGAAUUGCCAUAUCUUUCCUCCCCUUCCCAUUGGUAUGAAGCAGCAGCCUCUCUCAGGGCAUGAUGGGCUGUUAAGAGAUAAGUAAAAGUAAAGGUUUCCCCUGACGUCCAGUCAUAUCUGACUCUGGGGGUUGGUGCUCAUCUCCAUUUCUAAGCAGAAGAGCCGGCAUUGUCCGUAGACACCUCCAAGGUCAUGUGGCCGGCAUGACUGCAUGGAGCGCCGUUAGAAAGAAAGGGAUACCUGUAUGCAUGUUACCAACAGGAUGUUAACCAGGGGAGUUGCAUAUUUAUUGUCCUUUAUAAACCUACUGUGGAAUGCCAUUGUUGUCCAUCAAAUACAUAAUGGAAUACCAUUGCCCGUCACAGCCAGGUCGACGGGUUCAUGUUGGCCAGGAAUGCCCGUCUGCAUACACAGUGGCACUUCGUGCGCAAUUCUGCUGUUGUGACACUUGACUCAGUGCAGACAGAUGUGAAUGAAAAUGUCCCACCACGGCCACAGGGGAACUUGCACAUGUGUAAAGACAUCAACAGGAUGCAAAGCAAAGUGGAGAUUAAUUUGGUCCUUCCCAUGUUUUGGGGUACAAAUCCCAUCAGCUCUAACCAGCAUAGAUAGUUGUAAUGUAACACAUCUGGAAUGCCAAAAUUUUAAAAUGAAAGUUCAUUCAUGGGGCUUGAAAGAUUAGUAAAAGUAAAGGUUUUCCCCUGACAUUAACUCUAGUCGUGUCCAACUCUGGGGGUUGGUGCUCAUCUCCAUUUUUAAGCCAAAGAGCCGGCGUUGUCCAUAGAUGCCUCCAAGGUUAUGUGGCCGGUGUGAUUGCAUGGAGUGCUAUUACCUUCCCGCCAGAGCAGUACCUAUUGAUCUACUCAUGUUUGCAUGUUUUCAAACUGCUAGGUUGACAGAAGCUAGGGCUAACAGCAGGAGCUUACCCCGCUCGGAUUAGAACCAGCAACCUUUUGGUCAGUUCAACAGCUCAGCGGUUUAAUCCACUAUGCCACCAGGGGCUCUCUUGAAAGAUUAUAUGCCUAUAAAACAGGAUAUGUGUCUAUAUGAAACACUAGUUUUAAUCAUAUGUUCCUGGGGACAUCUACAUGACAGAAUUAAUGCAAUUUGACACCACUUUAACUGCCAUGGCUCAAUGCUAUGUAACAAGGAGAGUUGUAGUCUACUGAGGCACCAGAAAUAUUUGACAAAGGAUAAAGACCUUGUAAAAAUGAGAUUUCCAAGGAUUCCAUAGGAUUUCCAAGGAUUCCACUGCCUCGGUUCAACAGUGUAGAUGUACCCCUCGUCAGCCACGCUGGCAUUUUAUGGCACAACAUUUUGUAUUGAUAUUAAGACCUAGUCCGAAUUUUUAGUUUCAUUUAAAGACCUACUGAAUCACUUUAAUUUACAUAAGGUCUGGUCUGACCAAGUUCCCAUUGAGUUCCUAAGUUGCAACCAACAUUUGGUUUUAAGCUGCAACUAUUAAACCAGAUGCACAGA
Messenger RNA from Anolis carolinensis (green anole), 6450 nucleotides. RefSeq names its product zinc finger protein 436. The transcript has 4 exons. Gene Ontology annotation, cellular component: nucleus. Gene Ontology annotation, molecular function: DNA-binding transcription activator activity, RNA polymerase II-specific; RNA polymerase II cis-regulatory region sequence-specific DNA binding. Lineage: Eukaryota; Metazoa; Chordata; Lepidosauria; Squamata; Anolidae. Gene Ontology annotation, biological process: regulation of transcription by RNA polymerase II. Bases 347 to 2392 code for a protein of 681 amino acids. The record is from RefSeq and is a predicted model, not a curated record.